Messenger RNA from Spathaspora passalidarum NRRL Y-27907, 4391 nucleotides. It is a transcript of the gene SEC8, whose product is annotated as exocyst subunit. The record is from RefSeq and is a predicted model, not a curated record. Gene Ontology annotation, cellular component: exocyst. Bases 1 to 3309 code for a protein of 1102 amino acids. Gene Ontology annotation, biological process: Golgi to plasma membrane transport; exocytosis. NCBI's taxonomy places the organism in Eukaryota, Fungi, Ascomycota, Pichiomycetes, Serinales, Debaryomycetaceae. The transcript has 2 exons.
AUGACAUCAAGAAGACUUUCCUUUAGUAUGCCUCAUCGAGGUUCACGAAAACUGCAAGCAAUGGAUGAUGCCAUUCUGGAAUUGAAACAGAUUUACGACAGCAUAAGGUAUGACUGGCCCCAGAUCCUAGACCACCGGGCCAACGCUAUAGAAACAGCAAUUUCCUUACUAGACGAUCUGUCUGUAGGGUUAGCCCAUCGAUUACCUGAAUUUGAAAACUUGAAACAACAAACGGAAGUUGGAUUGAGAAACGUCGUUAAUGAACACCACGAAAUAUUCAACAACAGUAUUGGUUCGUACCAUAUGCUAUUAUCAACAUUACGGGAGUCCCAGGAGGAUUCUACUGAAAUUAAAGCAUAUUUGGAAUCCUCCAAUAAGGAAAUCCACGAUCGAUCCGAUUUGCUUUCGGAAUUAAGCCAAACUUCAGCUCGGUACUCGGAGCUAAUUGAUGUGUUGGAUGCCAUGGCCGAGCUAACCAGUAUACCGGACAAGAUUGAACAAUUAGUAAUCGACAAAAAGAUCCAUGAAGUUUACGAUGUGAUAUCUAACGGAUACAAAACAGCGGAAAAGUAUAAUUUAUGGUCGUUGCCUGCUAUGGCCGGGAUACAAAGUUAUCUCGAGCUGCAAUCCAACAAGCUAUUUGAUAUGAUUAUCGAUGAAUUGCAGAAUGAAAUAUACCUCAAACAAACAAGAAUCACCACCGACACCACAGCAAACAUAUCUUGGCAAUCCAUCUUCAAUUCAAGUGCACCACAGCUAGCAUCGCUCGUGUCGUUGAUAAACCUGAAGAAUCUUGAACAAUACGUUUCCAAUGCAGCUAAUUUAGACAUUACUGAAAUUGUCGACUUUUUGACCCAACCAGUUCAGAAGUUCAUUCUACACCAAUUGCCAGAAUUGCAUACUCACAGUAUCAUGUCUGACAAAGGUACCGAAGUUAAAGAUGAUUAUCAAUUCCUACUUGAUACGAAAAUGAAUUCAAACUCCAGUUCGUUCUACUAUAUUUAUAUGCUCUUACGUACCGCUUCAAAGCUCAGUCGAUUGCAUCAAGUCACUGAGAUUCUUAUCGAUUCAAACCAACUGGAACUUCAUGGGUUAAUCAAUAGAACCACCGAGGAAAUUAAACUGAAGAAUAGCACCGCAUUGUCGAAAUUGACCAAUAUCAAACAUCACCUGGAAAAAUCAACAUUACUUGAAAUAAUGGGCAAUUCUAACUUCAACGAUUCUGCUGUGGUUGUUCUUGAAGAAUUGUUUGGGUCUAUCUUUGUCAAAUGUCUUGCUGUUUUCCAUCGUCACAAAGUUGUCAAUGAAAUCGUGCGUAUAAUUGAAGAAGGUCAGAAUUUAACUUCAAAUACCCUGAUGUUAAGCAUUUGGAACGUGAUCAAGAAAGAAUUGCGAACAAUGAUGUUGAAUUAUAUUUACGAUGACAGUUUGGUCCAUGCCAAUAUUAUUAAUGAACCAACCACAAGAGCCAAGGAUCAAAGCAAAAUAUACAAGGUUAUCACCAGUCGCAAGAAUUUGUUCCGCUUUGAAGACGUCACCUAUGAUACAUCUUCGAGAACAGCCACAGAAAUUCUUGGUAUUGUCACUGAUGUAUUCCCUGGGUUUAAUAUGUCGGGUGAUAACAAGGAGCUUGAAAAGACCAAGGAUGAAUUGUUGGGUUCGAGUGCAUCACCAUAUAUCCAGACGGAGCAAUUCAAUGCUAUGAUUGAUGUGUUGGUACCUAAGAACUUAUUUAAUAUGAGAGUGAUUUUGGAAUUCUUUUUGAUAUUCAUUGAAGGGUCACAAAGAGUGUUUGCAAACUUUGAACAUAGUAGUGACGUUACCCCUCAUUCUAAAUCUUCAUUACAGUUCUUUAAUGAUUUCAUGAAGAUUUCAUUCAUGGGCUAUGUCAAGGAUGGAAUUGAAAUUUCAUUUGGAGAACAAGUUGGUGGGACUUUUACGCGUGAGAAACCAUUACAUUCAACUGGAUUGAAAUUAGACCUUAUUUCAUUAAACCAGGCUUCCGAUAUUAACGUGAUUGCCAAUGUAAAAUCAGACAGUACUCAUAAUGUAAUAAUUUAUGAAAAUGCCUUUAAUUUCAAGAAAUUGUAUCUUGAAUUAUGUUUAAUGUUCAACACUUCACUUACUUAUCGUCAAGAUUAUUCCGAUGUUGUUUUAAAAGUAUUGGAUAAUUUCGCAAGGGAAUAUCAUAACUUGUACCAUGAGUUAUUAUCUGCCGGUGAUUCAACUGCUAACAACAAUAGGCCAGUUCUGCAAACUAGUAAAUGGAUGAAUAUCCCUGCAUUACGAGAAAUCAGUAUGAAAAUCUUACAAGCACAUGUACAAAAUGUACCUAGAUCACGAAUGGAGGAGUUAUUCCACGCAGAAUCACAAGUAUUGUUAUUUGAAGGAAAUGAUGAUUUGAACGCCGUCGAAAAAGAUGAUUUAUUAGAUCCAGAUUCUUACUCACAAGUACUUUACUUGUUGCUCACUACAUCAUGGGUCCUUUCUUGGUUGCCAUUAAUUAAAAAGGAAACAAACACAAAGAACAAAGAUGAAAGUGAUUCCGAUACGGAUUUACAUAUAGCGAUGAUUGAUAAGUUACGUAGUAAUUGGUCAUUUUUGGAAAAUGGAAGAAUGCCAAUCAAUUUCACCGCCAACAGCUCUGACAUCAUUCAUCAUAACGUGUUCCUUUGUUUGGGUCCAGAUAAGGUUUCUAAAUUCGAUCAAAUUGUUAAAACUUUCGAAACUAUCCGUGAUGGUACGUUGCUAGCAUUGCGAUAUGACUUAAGAUGUAAGGCUAUUUACUACACCACCAAUUCAUACAAACAUGUGGAUUGGACUCCCACCAAUGAACCCGGGGAUGCCGAUCAUUAUAUCGGUCUUUUCAAUCAAGAGGUAUUUGCCGUGGAUAGUAAGUUAUCCAGUAUGUUGAGUAAUGUUGAACGUGAAACUGUUUUUAUUGGCUUGACUAAAUUCUUAAAUGAUUUGUUUAUCCAAGGGUCAAUCAAUUUGAAAAAGGUAAACAAUAAUGGUAUUAAACGUAUUUUGUUGAAUAUUUCAACUGUACAACAGAUGUUACGAAGUGUUGCUACCAACCCUGAAGUGAUUGAUUUCACGAAGUCAUCAGUUUAUUUUGAGAUGUUUACCUUGAAUGAAUUUACGUUGAUUAACCGAUUCCGUUCCAACGAACAAAGAUAUACUAAAUCGGCAUGUAACAAUUUAGCCCGGUUGAUCUAUAGUGAAAAAUUAGCCGAUGGUCAAGGUUCGAGUUUCAACAAGGGUAAGUACAAUGAUCUUCUAAAGAAGAUUGACGAAUUAGUAGAUUAAAAAUUAGAUAAAUAUAUAUAUGUAUGUAUGUACAACUAGCAACAGUUUAGAGGAGGAGUUCUCUUUAAUCUAAAUCUCUCCAUUAAUCGUUCAGAUGUAAAUCUACCUACACCGGAUCCAAUGACAAUAGCAAAAAAGUAUGUCAAUGUGAAAGUCAUGGCUCCCAACAUUAAUGCGUAUCCAAAUAAAUCAGGAACAAUACAAAGGAACAAACGAAUGGCAUCUCUGAACAAUGUAGAAGCAAUCGGAAGUGACUUGACGGGCUUACUGACUUGAACAGAAUCACCCUUAUGUAAGCUAUCAUCAGAACUAUUGGUAUCGUGACAGUUGGCACCUGAAGUUACACUUUGUAAAUUAGCAGGAGCAUUGGCAAUGCCACUUUCAAACUCUUGGUAUUCACGAUUUUGCCAAACAACUUCUUCAAGAUAGUUCCUCACAAACUCCAACAAACGGUUUAAAAAUGCAACAAAGAACAACAACAAGAAUAUCCCAAAUGCUUGACCCUUGUUAUUAGCCACUAAGUUCUUAAAUAUCACGGGGUAUCCCUUAAAUUGAGCUGUGAAGUACAUGUGCAUACCAGCCAUAUCAUCGUGAGACGACAUGUGAUCCAUGGCGGAUGAUGCAGUUUCCAUGACCAUAUCCAUAGUGGCCGUGGCAGUGUCGCUGUCCAUUGACAUCAUCAUAUGUUUAUUUUGAAAUGACAUUGUUAUCUAUUAUAUUAUAUUAGUUCAAGUAUAAGUGAUAUGACAAUUGUGCUGUCUGUUGUAAUAGACGAGAAUGGGAGUGGUUUAAAUACUAUACACCAGAAAAAGGGAGUAAUUUGCUCAUAUGCGAUAUCAAUUACGGCUACAUAGUGAUCAGGUUAUCAUUAUUAUUGUGUAAUGGUUGAGCAAAUUUUCACUUACUUAAUUGAGACAGAGGUGAGUGCGAAAAUGAUGUGCGCGCAAAUUCUUCUUGCCUAAUCGGGGUAGUGUAUGCGGCGCACGCAAAUAUCAGCAUCCGUAGUCGGAUUCUGUUGGACUUUGCAGGAAUCGCACAACGGUGUUUCUAACACUGUUUUAGGUGCAGUUCAGAUCCCGAUU